Messenger RNA from Zingiber officinale, 2476 nucleotides. Its product is annotated as pentatricopeptide repeat-containing protein At2g29760, chloroplastic-like. Gene Ontology annotation, biological process: RNA modification. The coding region runs from base 128 to 2377 and encodes 749 amino acids. Gene Ontology annotation, molecular function: protein binding; zinc ion binding; RNA binding. The record is from RefSeq and is a predicted model, not a curated record. The transcript has a single exon. NCBI's taxonomy places the organism in Eukaryota, Viridiplantae, Streptophyta, Magnoliopsida, Zingiberales, Zingiberaceae.
GGUAAAAUAUUUUAUUAUAAAAUUGGUAAUAUUUGCAUACUAACAUAUUUGGACAAAGUGAAUAUAUGGUUGAAAUAUUGUACUCACGUUCGAAUCGGUUCGAAGUUUGAACUCAUCGUCCUCAUCCAUGGCGAAUCAACUCUUGCCUUCCUUCCCUUCCUUCCCUUCCUCCAUUGCUCUUCCAAUGCGCGCAUCCAACGACAGCAACAGGAACUGCGUCCGCGUCAAUAGCAAUGGCGACGACCAUCCAGUGCUCCAGCUCCUCGACGACUACCGCCGCCUAGACACCAGGACAAUCCACCGCAUCCACUGCCGCAUGCUCCGCCUCGGCCUCCUCCACCACCCGUUCUCCGCCAGCCGCCUCCUGGUCGGCGCUUCUCUCUCCCCCUCCCCGGACCUAGCCUACGCCCGCCGCCUGUUCGACAGCAUCCCUUUCCCCAACCUCUUCUCCUGGAACACCCUCAUCCGCGCCCACGCCGCCGGCCCCGACCCCCGCCUCGCCCUCCUCCUCUUCGCCCGCUUACUCUCCGACGGCCCCGACGACCCCGACAAGUUCACUUUCCCAUUCGCCAUCAAGGCCGCCGCGGCGCUCUCCGCCCUCCGCGAAGGCGCCGCGCUCCACGGCAUGGUCGUCAAGUCCCCUUUUUUCAGCUCCGACAUUUUCAUCCUCAACACGCUCGUCCACUUCUACGCAGCGUGUGGCGAUUCCGGUCUUGCCCUCAGGGUGUUCGACAAUAUCCCGUCCCGAGACGUCGUGUCCUGGAAUUCCAUGAUCAAUGCUUUCGCGCUGGGAGACCGCUGGGACGACGCUCUGCGAUUGUUCGAGGAGAUGCAGCGGGAGAACGUGAUGCCCAACGACGUCACCAUGGUCAGCGCCGCUUCCAUCUGUGGGAAAAAGUGCGACUUGGAACUCGGAAGGCGCAUCCAUGCUUACAUCCAGCGAAAUGAUGACAUUGAGGCAAGCUCAAUACUCGACAACGCUUUGCUCGACAUGUACGUGAAGUGCGGAAGCUUGGAGGACGCAGAGUUGCUUUUCCACAGCAUGAACACGAAGGACUCCAUCUCCUGGACUACCAUGCUUGUUGGGUAUUGCAAAUUAGGCCAUUUUCAUGCCGCUCGCCAUCUGUUCGAUCAAAUGCCUGACCGUGAUAUCGCCUCUUGGAAUGCUCUCAUCUCAUGCUAUGAACAGAGUGGGCGUUCAAAGGAAGCACUGGAUCUCUUUCACGAUCUGCAGCAAGCUGAUGUAAAGCCUGAUGAGGUAACCUUAGUCGCUGCACUGUCUGCCUGUUCCCAAUUGGGCGCACUGGAAUUGGGUUGUUGGAUCCAUGCAUACAUCAAGAAGAACAGCUUCGCGUUGAAUUUUCAUCUGACCACUUCUCUUAUCGACAUGUACUCCAAGUGCGGAGAUCUGGAGAAGGCGCUCGAUGUGUUUGAAUCUACGAAGAACAGGGAUGUGUUUGUGUGGAGUGCCAUGAUUGCUGGAUUCGCAAUGCACGGGGAGGGAAAGGAAGCUUUGGAUCUCUUUGAACAAAUGCAGGAGGCCAAGGUCAAGCCUAAUGGUGUUACUUUCACCAAUUUGUUCUGUGCUUGUAGCCACGCAGGCUUGGUCGAUGAGGGCAAGCUGUUUUUUAGCAAAAUGCUUCCUGUCUACGGCAUUGCACCGAAUGCUGAGCACUACAGUUGUAUCGUUGAUAUCCUAGGCCGCGCUGGGUUAUUGGAAGAAGCUAAAGAGUGUAUAAGGAAUAUGCCGAUGCCGCCUAGUGCUUCGGUAUGGGGAGCAUUGCUUGGAGCCUGUGCUAUCCAUAGGAAUGUUGAGCUAGGUGAGCAUGCCUGUAAACAUCUACUGAAGCUGGAGCCUAGAAACCACGGAGCACAUGUAAUUCUGUCUAACUUAUACGCCAGGUCAGGAAAUUGGAACGCCGUGGCAAGGCUGAGGAAGUCGAUGAAAGACAGUUCGCUUAAAAAGGAAGCAGGUUGUAGCUCAAUUGAGGUUCAAGGAGUUGUUCAUGAGUUCCUGGUGGGGGAUAUAUCUCACCCUCUGAAAGAGAAGAUAUAUUUGCAACUGGAUGAAAUUGCAUCAAGAUUGAAAGCGGUGGGUUAUGUACCUGAUAAGAAACUGGUCUUGCAAGAUAUAGAAGAAGAUGCGAAAGAGAGAGCACUUUCUUUGCAUAGUGAGAAGCUGGCCAUUGCGUUCGGUCUCAUUAGUACCUCUUCUCCUGCACCAAUAAGGAUUACAAAGAAUCUUCGUGUUUGCGACGAUUGCCACUUGGUUGCCAAACUUGUGUCUGGUAUAUACAACAGGGACAUAAUCUUGAGAGACCGCUUUCGCUUCCAUCAUUUCACCGGAGGUUUAUGUUCAUGUAUGGACUACUGGUGAGUAAUCAAGAUUGAAAUAAUGUGUGUUCUUCUUACAUUGUGAUGGAAACUAUUUUGACAAUGCCACAGUGCAAAGUAGUCAUGAUUUCAGAAAGAUAAA